Molecule: messenger RNA, 999 nt
Organism: Ochlerotatus camptorhynchus
Lineage: Eukaryota; Metazoa; Arthropoda; Insecta; Diptera; Culicidae
Gene: Mtap
Product: Methylthioadenosine phosphorylase
Exons: 2
Coding region: 132-971 (279 amino acids)
Biological process (GO): nucleoside metabolic process
Cellular component (GO): cytosol
Molecular function (GO): S-methyl-5-thioadenosine phosphorylase activity
Source: RefSeq, a predicted model, not a curated record
AUAGUAUCAGAACAGUGUUUAGCUGAAGAGUAGCGCUAUCUCCUGUUCCGGAAUAAAAGAAAAAGUGGUUACGUUCUAAUCAUUGGAAGUAAACUUCCUGUUUAAGAAAUCAAACAUCGUCGAUUUCAACAAUGCGACCAGCCAUUAAGAUCGGAAUCAUCGGAGGUUCAGGACUGGAUGACAGUCAGAUCUUGGAAUCCCGUUCGGAGAAGGUGGUCAGUACGCAUUUCGGCAAUCCAUCGGAUGUGCUGAUUGAAGGGAAGAUUGCUGGAGUAGAUUGCGUUCUGCUAGCGCGCCAUGGAAGGAACCAUUCCAUUAUGCCAUCUAAUGUCAAUUAUCGUGCAAACAUCUGGGCAUUGAAAACUUUAGGUUGCACCCAUGUGAUUGUAUCAACAGCAACCGGAUCUCUGAAGGAGAAAAUUCAGCCGGGAGAUAUUGUCAUUCCGGACAAUUUUAUCGACCGCACAACCAAGCGUGCUCAAACGUUCUACGACGGCAAUGAUAUGCUUGUUGGUGUUUGCCAUGUACCGAUGGAGCCAGCAUUUUGCAAUAGGACUCGCGACGUGUUGAUUGAAGCCGCCAAGGAGCUGGGUAUACCUGGAAUACACAACAAUGGUACCGUCGUAACAAUCGAGGGUCCUCGUUUCUCGAGCAAAGCUGAGAGUAACCUGUUCCGCCAGUGGGGUGCCGAUUUGGUCAAUAUGACUCUCCUGCCGGAAGUCGUCCUGGCAAAAGAAGCUGGACUCUGCUAUGCUGCCAUUGCAAUGGCCACCGAUUACGAUUGCUGGAGAGAUUGUGGAGAAAAUGUAAAUGUGGCUGAUGUGUUGGCCACAUUCAAAAAGAAUGUUACGAAAGUAACUCAAUUGAUUACGGCAACCAUUCCAAAGAUCGCUGAAAUCGAUUGGACGGAAACAAUCGAUGAGUUGACGAAGACAGUAAACGGAAGCAUCAUGCUACCUCAUUCCAAUUGAGAAUUUCGAUUUAUCCAAAUAUAAUCUU